GCGCCAUCUUCCCACGAUUUUUAUUUAAUUUCUCUCUUCUUGAUUCUUGAAGAUACCCAAUAUCGCUGAAUUAUGGAAGAAAUUGGCAUUGCUGUCACUCCUAAAAAGGAAGAGGUAGCAUCACCGAGUGAAUCAAGACCAACAUCAACAGGGUCUGGAUUAGAGAAUAUAGCCACAGAUGAUCUCUAUUCGAGAUACAAGAAAUUACAACAGCAGCUGGAAUUCCUAGAAGUACAAGAAGAGUACAUCAAAGAUGAACAGAGAAAUCUCAAGAAAGAAUUCCUUCAUGCCCAGGAAGAGGUCAAACGUAUUCAGAGCGUUCCACUUGUCAUCGGUCAGUUCCUAGAGGCUGUUGACCAGCACACUGGUAUUGUAGGGUCAACAACAGGUUCUAACUCCUAUGUACGUAUCCUGAGUACGAUAGAUCGUGAGUUGUUGAAGCCAAGCGCCAGUGUCGCUCUUCACAAGCACAGUAAUGCAUUGGUCGACGUCUUACCGCCAGAAGCUGAUAGUAGUAUUAUGAUGCUGGGUACAGAUGAGAAGCCUGACGUGGUGUAUUCAGACAUUGGUGGUAUGGACAUGCAGAAGCAAGAGAUACGUGAAGCCGUCGAGCUCCCUCUAACUCACUUUGACCUCUACCAGCAGAUCGGUAUUGAUCCUCCGAGGGGUGUGCUUAUGUUCGGUCCUCCCGGGUGCGGUAAAACCAUGUUAGCUAAGGCUGUAGCGCACCAUACAACAGCUGCAUUCAUUCGAGUGGUUGGUUCGGAGUUUGUUCAGAAGUACCUUGGUGAAGGACCUCGUAUGGUGAGGGAUGUGUUCAGACUCGCUAAAGAGAAUGCCCCGGCGAUCAUCUUCAUUGAUGAAAUUGAUGCCAUCGCUACCAAGAGAUUCGACGCUCAGACCGGAGCUGAUCGUGAGGUUCAAAGAAUUCUUCUAGAGUUACUCAAUCAGAUGGAUGGCUUUGAUCAGAAUGUCAACGUUAAGGUUAUCAUGGCAACGAAUCGAGCCGACACCCUUGACCCCGCCCUAUUGAGACCGGGCCGUCUAGAUCGUAAGAUUGAAUUUCCACUGCCGGACAGACGUCAGAAGCGUCUUAUCUUCAGUACCAUCUGUGCUAAGAUGAAUCUAUCUGAUGAAGUCGAUCUAGAAGAUUACGUAGCAAGACCAGACAAGAUAUCAGGAGCUGAUAUCAAUGCUAUCUGCCAAGAGGCUGGCAUGCAAGCUGUGCGUGAGAAUCGGUAUGUCAUCCUGGCAAAGGACUUUGAGAAAGGCUACCGGAACAACAUCAAGAAGGACGAGACUGAACAUGAAUUCUACAAAUAAACCAUCAAUGAAUAGGGGCCGGUAUCACAAAACGUAGCAACUGUCUUGCUAUUGAUUGUCUUACGAUUGAUCGUACAUUGUAAUCAAUGCAAUCAAUUGUAAAGAAAUGGUUCUACAAUCAAUUGUUCAGUUUUGUGGAACAAGGCCUAGGCAGAGAUUAAUUUAAGCAUAAUAACUAUGUGCAGACUCCCAAAGGCAGUUUCAAUUGUAUUAUGGUAUAUGUAGAUUUUGUAUGCAUGAUUACACUAAUUUCAUCAUGCAUAAUGAGUAAAGUCUGAUAAUUCAAUGUACGCUUUUUGCAAAAGGCGCUAAAUUCGUGCUUGAAUGAAUCACGAUAGUACGAGAAAUCUACACAGUUCAUGGUCUUGUGCCAUGUGUCAAUUGAAACCUCCUUUGAGAAUAACGGCCUUUUUGUCCACAUGCGGUCUAGACGUGAAAGGAUUAACCUUAACUCCUUAUACCUUGGUCACAUUUGUCCUACGGCGAGUCGAAAACAGCCGUUUUAACCAUAUUGUGUACCAACUACGGCCAAAUCGUGGUUUUGGGAACCACUUGUAGAUUUGUGUACGCACACUUGCGUACAAAGUGAAUGGAGGUGGAAAUAGGGAACCGUGCGUGUGACUGAAUAAAACGCUGCUGUAUGAAGUGAACGGUGGUUCCCAAUAUCACGAUAAUGCCCCAACUACAUAUAGGUUGUUUGAAUUAAAAUUAGUAAAACGGCUGUUUUCGACUCACUGUACGCCCGCCGUAAAGCGAAUGUGACCAAGGUAUUACUAUAAUGGGCUAGUUUAAGCACCUCUCUGAACAGACCGACACCCUCGUCCUCACAAUCUUAGAUGUGAGCACUCAUAUUCAUAGAACCUGAUCACAAAAGUCAAUUGUAAACUCAGAAAAAUUGGGGCUACAUUCAACAUUUCUGCAGAAGCAUAAAUAUAUCAAUUCUAAAUUUAUUUCAAUGAUAUCAUUAUAAAUGCCUUCCAUUUUGACCGAGAUCAUCAGCACUGCUCUUUGCGAAAAAGCAGGGAUCCCAAUUUGACCUCUCCCCCAGUCAAAGUACAAACCUCCUUGAAAUGAAGAAGCAGAGAUGUUGCAUCUAGGAUUUAAAAAAUGAUCAUUUUGCUGUGGCAAAUUAAAAAAUAAACAUACCCAUAGUAAUUCAAGAUUACAGGAUGAGUACAAUGUUGUUUACCGUGCCAUUUAUCAGUAAUUACCACUCACCACCCGGGAGAAAAGGGCAGCUCGUAUUGUCCAAGGCUUGAAAGCUGUCUUCUUAUUCUUCUCUCUUUAGAGCUUCAAGAUGGAAUAAUCAGUUUUAGAUAUGUUUAAUUAAUAUAAUUCAUUCCUUUUUGUUAUUAUGUUUCAUUGUGUAUUGAUAAAUUUCAUUAAGUAAA
Molecule: messenger RNA, 2714 nt
Organism: Lytechinus variegatus (green sea urchin)
Lineage: Eukaryota; Metazoa; Echinodermata; Echinoidea; Temnopleuroida; Toxopneustidae
Product: 26S proteasome regulatory subunit 6B
Exons: 10
Coding region: 73-1323 (416 amino acids)
Biological process (GO): proteasome-mediated ubiquitin-dependent protein catabolic process
Cellular component (GO): proteasome regulatory particle, base subcomplex
Molecular function (GO): proteasome-activating activity; ATP hydrolysis activity; ATP binding
Source: RefSeq, a predicted model, not a curated record